Molecule: messenger RNA, 396 nt
Organism: Gossypium raimondii (Peruvian cotton)
Lineage: Eukaryota; Viridiplantae; Streptophyta; Magnoliopsida; Malvales; Malvaceae
Product: zinc finger BED domain-containing protein RICESLEEPER 2-like
Exons: 2
Coding region: 1-396 (131 amino acids)
Molecular function (GO): protein dimerization activity
Source: RefSeq, a predicted model, not a curated record
AUGAAAAGGCGAAUGCAAGCUUUGUAUGAAAAGCGUGAGUUGGAAAUUUGUGGUGAGGAUAAAACAUCUGAGUUGGAUAAAUAUCUAGCUGAGGCUAAUGAGGAAUUUGUUGAAGAUUUUGAUAUUUUAUUGUGGUGGAAAGUGAACAGCCCUAGAUUUCCCACUCUUUCAAAAAUGGCCAGAGAUGUGUUAGCUAUACCGAUUUCUACGGUUGCUUCAGAGUCUGCAUUUAGCACCGGAGGACGUGUGCUUGAUCAAUAUAGGAGUUCUUUAACUCCUAAAAUUGUACAAGCUCUUGUGUGUACUCAAGAUUGGAUUCAAAAAUCAUUAUCACAAGAAGACAUCAAAAAGAUUGAAGAACAAAUCCAAGAUCUUGACAAGAUCAAAAAUGGUUAA